This is a messenger RNA of Pieris rapae (cabbage white), 698 nucleotides long. Its product is annotated as GILT-like protein 1. The transcript is spliced from 3 exons. The record is from RefSeq and is a predicted model, not a curated record. Lineage: Eukaryota; Metazoa; Arthropoda; Insecta; Lepidoptera; Pieridae. The coding region runs from base 16 to 669 and encodes 217 amino acids. Gene Ontology annotation, molecular function: oxidoreductase activity, acting on a sulfur group of donors, disulfide as acceptor.
UCUAAUCGCAACACGAUGCGAGGCAGUUCACCGGCAGCCAUGCGCACGAUAUAUUGUGUACUUUUUCUCUCUUUUCUAACCGCGGUCACUAGUCGCGUCCAGACGGUAGAUGGGCGGCUGAAGGUGCAAAUAGGCGGGACCGCGGGCUGUCCCCACGUCGCGAGAUAUAUCCGGGAGAGUGUCACCCCGGUGUUUGCCAAGUAUGGAAGGUUCUUGGAUAUCGAGUUCGUGCCGUGGGGCAAGACUCGCAGGGUCGAAGGUAGACUGGAAUGCCAAUUUGGAGCGACAGACUGCUGGGCCAAUCGCCUCCACCGAUGUGCUCUCGACUUCCUAAAAUCCAAUCAGACGGCUGCGAUGUCGUACUUGAAUUGCGAAUUCACUGAACCCCGGCCUGGGUUCACCGGCAGUUACCACUGCGCCGUGCGGGCAGGAUUGAGGCUGGUAGAUGUCGACAAUUGCAUGGCUACUUCGAAAGGAGACGCGCUGGAAUUGCCCGCGGAAGCCGCCGCCGCCGAGCCGAUCGCGACUUUCAACUCGAUACCCUACACGGUCAUCAACGGGCUUAUCGACAGGGCUGUCACCCAGCAGAGCUCAAGGCGCCUGGAGAGCGUCAUUUGUUUCGCCCUCGCGGACGAUCCUACCACCGGGGUCGUAGCUUGCAAAAUAUAACUUGUCAAAUAAAUCUUAGUACAUAACGA